AUGGCUCUUCCCAGAUCAGACUAUCUCAGCAGCAUCUGGAAAGAUGAUUUAUUCAAGAAUAAAGUAGUCUUCUGCACCGGUGGUGGAGGCACAAUAUGCAGCGCCCAGGUCCGCGCUCUCGUCCACCUCGGCGCCAACGCAUGCAUCGUCGGCCGCAACGUCGAAAAAACCGAAAAGAUGGCCGCCAGUAUCGCGACUGCGCGACCAGGUGCGAAAGUCAUCGGUGUUGGCGCGACGGAUGUGCGCAGUUUUGAUAGUCUCAAGGCCGCUGUGGAUCGUUGCGUGAAGGAGUUGGGUGGUAUUGAUUUUGUCAUUGCCGGUGCAGCAGGAAACUUCCUUGCAUCAAUCAACCAGCUCUCCGUCAACGCCUUCAAGUCGGUGAUGGAUAUCGAUGUGUUGGGUUCGUACAACACGGCCAAGGCGACGCUGCCUUAUCUACAAGAGUCAGCGGCGAAACACAAAGUCGACUCCGAAACUUUGGAGCCAUCUCCCCUCGGCCCAGGAGGUCGCAUCAUCUUCGUCAGCGCUACCAUGCAUUACACAGGAAUGAUUUUCCAAACACACGUCUCCGUCGCCAAGGCAGGUGUUGACGCCUUGUCGAACAAUAUCGCGCUGGAAUUUGGCCCGUUGGGUAUUACCUCGAAUAUCAUCUCGCCAGGGCCUAUCGCAAAUACCGAGGGCGUCGAGCGUCUUCUACCUAGCACAUCCAAAGAAGAAUCCUGGAAGCGGCAACCUCUGGGACGAUAUGGGUCGGUAAGAGAUAUUGCGGAUGCAACGGUGUACCUCUUCUCCGAUGCUGGCAGCUACGUGAAUGGACAUGCCCUAGUCGUGGACGGAGCUUCCUGGCGUAUGCCGUCUGCGUCGAUCGGCGCCAACCUCCAAUACCCUGAUUUCCUGCUGUCUGGUGAAGCGGUGGCCAAUGUCAAGGGCCAGAAGAAGUCCAAGCUGUAA
Messenger RNA from Talaromyces amestolkiae, 951 nucleotides. RefSeq lists its product as uncharacterized. Lineage: Eukaryota; Fungi; Ascomycota; Eurotiomycetes; Eurotiales; Trichocomaceae. Gene Ontology annotation, biological process: fatty acid catabolic process. The transcript is spliced from 6 exons. Bases 1 to 951 code for a protein of 316 amino acids. The record is from RefSeq and is a predicted model, not a curated record. Gene Ontology annotation, molecular function: 2,4-dienoyl-CoA reductase (NADPH) activity.